UAAGGACCCUGCUGUCGGGCAGUUCCCGGAUGUGGGCGGUAAGAGCUCCGCCUUUUCCAUGAAACCUUCAGCCGACGAGAGGGAGAGGAGAGUGAGCCGGUGUCCGGGAGCGAUGGUCUUCUACCAGCGACAUGCAAGAAGGAGUGGGAUCCCCAUGUGGUGUUAGUGCCAGUCUGCCAUGCUGGCCUGUCUGCCAGGACCAGGUGACCUCUCUUUUCAGCUUCUUUCUCACCCGCAGAUGAACACUGGACUUCAGAAAUGGGAUACUACACAGAAGAUGAGAUCUGCUCAGCAUCCUACUCCAGCAGAAUUGGAUGCUUAUGCUAAGAAGGUUGCCAAUAAUCCUUUGACAAUAAAAAUCUUCCCAAACAGCGUUAAAGUUCCCCAGCGGAAACACAUCCGUAGGACUGUUAACGGACUCGAUACAUCAGGCCAGCGGUACAGUCCUUAUCCUUUGCAGGUCAGCACAAAGACAGGACUGCUGGCUAUUGUUAAGUCCCCAGCUAAAGGUGUUUUAAAGGACUUUGACGGCACCCGAGCUCGCCUCUUGCCAGAGUCUAUGAUGAAUCCUCCCUCGGCUCCAUACGUUGCACCUAGCACUUUAAACCAUCCUCAAGGGCUUACGCGCCCCCAGCAAGCCCUGCAGCAUGCUCAGGCCCUGCAGCAUGCACAGAGCAUGCAGCAGCAACAACAGACAUUGACACAUUCUCAGAGCAUGCCACCUGGUCUGCAGCACCCUUCAACUUUGCAGCACCCACAGGGCCUGCCUCAGGGGCUGCAGCAUUCUCAGGGUCUGCAAAAUACACAGAGCAUCCCUCAACCACAGACACUGCAGCACACGCAAAGCAUACCACAGCCACAGACACUGCAUCAUGGGCAGGGUCUACCCCAAACACAACGUCAGCAGAGUAUUCCACAAAAUCUGCAGCACCAACAGACGAUAAACCAGACCUUGCAGCACGCUCAGAAUAUGUCUCAGGCUCUGCAGCAUACACAAGGGUUGCAGCGCCCUCAAAAUAUGGGGUCACAACAUUCCCAGAGUAUGCCCCAACAGAAUUCUCUACAGCAUGCUACUGGAAUUUCACAUCAGGCUCUCCCCCACCCUGCCAACACCCUACUGCAGCCAGGUUUACACGGAGCCCGAAAGAUGCCAGAUGCAGAUGCACCUCCGAAUGUGACAGUGUCUACCUCAACCAUCCCCCUUUCUAUGGCUGCCACCCUACAGCAGAACAGACCACCUGACCUAGGUAGUAUUGUGCACCAGAUAAACCAAUUUUGUCAAGCCAGGGCUGGCAUAGGCACAACUUCUGUGUGUGAGGGGCAGAUUGCCAACCCCAGUCCUAUCAGUCGUAACCUGCUUAUCAAUGCAAGCACUAGGGUCUCAACUCAUAGCAUUCCCAUGCCUUCCUGUGUUGGAACAUCUGUAGACCAUUCUGCUGCUGCUGCUGCUAUUUCCUCUGCAACCUCUGGGAACAUCCCUAUGGUAAACAUGAGCAGAGUGCCUACUUCAUACCCUGGUGAUCUAAAACCCAUGGGCUGGAACCAGCACCAGCUGGCACAUUUGCAACAGAUGUGUGGAGAAACUGGUGUACAGCCUGGGAAACCAAGCCAGAGGGAAAUUAGCGCCCAAGUCUUUCCUGGCAAGGCUUCAUCUUACUCACAAGAACUGUGCAUGAACCAGUCUUUUGGCCUGAAACCCCCUAUUGAGAAACCUACCCCAUCUCCUCCUGUGAAUGGAUUGCCAGGUCCUUUGCCAUACACAAAUGGACACUAUUUCCAGCCACUAUGGAAUAACAUUCUGCCGACCCCAAACAGUGACAGCAUGGGAUCACAAGAUCUUGCCAUGCCUUUUCAUGGGGGGCAGUCAGCAGGUGGAUCCUUAGAUUGUGCUGGGGGGACUCACUAUAGAGCUAUAGGGGGUGGGUCUUCCAGCCAGAACAACGUGAUGCAGACCAUGGAUUACUUGAGUGGAGGGGACUUUCAGCAGUCUUGCUUCCGAGAUCAGAGCAUGGCCUCGAUUGGAAAGGUUCAGAGACCCCCAAUGAGCCGAGCCCCAGAACCAGCGGAUAGCCGAAACAUUCAUGUUCAGCAUCCAGGGUAUAGAUAGGCUACUGUCACUUUUGCAACUAAGAGGGUUUAGUCUUCAUUUGAAUGAUUAGUAAGGCUCUUUUAUCCUUUUCAAUUGGCAAAAUUGUUGUGAUCAUUAUAUGCUAACGUGGCUAUAAGAUGCCAUCAAAGCUUAUAGUUGCUAAUAUAAAUUUGCUCCAUUUAUCAGGGUUUUUAUUUUAAGGGUUGUGUGUGGUCUAUUUUUGAUUUAGGUUUUUUUUUUUAUAUAAACCUUGUCAGUAGCUGAACAGGCUGUAUUGUGUUGCCUUGCAAUUCUAUACUGGCUCCAAGCACUGAAGGGCUUUACCAUGCUGCUUUGUUUUAAUGUGGGAACACUAAGCCCUCCAAAGUGUUAUAUCUAUAUAUAUAUAUAUAUUCUCUCUUGGUCUUGAUGUCCUUUAAAAGUUGUAAGAGGUCAUCAUUUUCUGCCUUGUCAGGGAAUUCUGAUGCUUAAAGGUCUCGAAAGGUUGUUCACCAGAGGGCAUCAGUACCUGUAAGGGCUUCUUUUAUGGUAAGUGUGUGGCUUUUGAGAAUAGACACUGUAUUUAACCAUAUUUGUUGUAACCUACCAUUUUUACUCCUAAAUGCAUCAGGAAAGUUACUGAAUACAUACAAACUGAGGGAAAGUGACUGUUAAUUAUGUAUAUUGUUAGAUUUUAGAGUCCAGGGACUUAUGCAGCUCAGCCCUCCUCUUUUUAAGCAAUACUGAUUUUUUUUUUUUAAUAUGGAAUUUAUUAGCCCCUGAUUUCCUGGGGGUUUUCUCUUUAUAAAAGAUGAUUUGUUUGUCACUAAAUGCUUUUGUUUUCCCGGGGAAAAUAACCAGUAUCUCUAGUUGUGCGCACACACACAGCAUAUUGUGGGUCAAACCACAACAGCCACUAGCGUGGGAAAGCUUUAUUGCGGUGCAAUCUGCUACGGGUGGGUGCUUCGGGACCUGUAGGGCUUUCCAUUCUGGGGGUAGGUAGCAAUCUGGGUCAUGUAGCAGCGGAUUAUUUGCUGCCACAAUUUAAAAUGCCUUGUGUGCAACAGUCCUUUAAUAUGUUAUUCCUUGGACAGCGUUUAAUAUUUCUUGAGUUUCAGUGUUCAUAAGAUCGCUUUUUAAAGUACAUGCAAAUGCCCUUAGACAUUCCCAUUUUUCUCCUGAUCCCCCUUCCCAACAAUUAUACAACUAAUGGUCAAGAAGUGAUUGUUUUAACAGCCAGAUUGCUGCUUAAGGAAACCCUGCCCAGUAGUUUGCUUUUUAAAAUGGCAGACAGAAUUAUGUGGAAGGAAACAAAGAACAUUUUUAAGCAUUUUUGUUAAAUUGUCCAGUUGCCAUUAAGAUCAGGGGUUGUUCUGUUUCUAAACCUUGAUGGCCCUAUUUUUGUCGUCCCCCUGCCCCACACCCCUUUUGGAUCCAAUCUGCUACUGGUGAACAGGUGGGGUUUAUAAAUUCCAUAUCGGUUUGGAAUUAAGGCAUUCGUUACAACCCACCCUUCUCCAUUUGUUUGAUCCUAGAACUUUUCUUGAAGGAUACUUGCACUGAAAUUUUAAUAUGCAAAAUUUCAAUUUAGACUAAACAAAUUUAUGGGGCAUAAUUACGGAGUUGGCUGCUGUUCCAGAAUAAACACAUUCCAUCCAAAUGUGCAUUACUCAGCAUGAUCUAUCCUGACCAAAAAGUCAUUAGGCUAUACUUAUUUGUCCUUGGCAGUAUCACUUAUAAGCACGGCCUUGUCAGUUAACAUGGUCAUUCCUGUAUUGCUACGUUAUUUCUCCCCUGAGCAGUAAGUCGCACAAGCAGUUGUUGUGCCAUAGCACCGGUAUCAUCCAUUCCAUGCUUACACAAAGGCAGUUGUAUCAGGCACAUUUAUGCUUUAUCACUGGUUCAUACACACACACAACCCAUUUGUGUGAUUUUAUCCCCUAUAUGUGUAAUUGGCCAGAAACUCUCUGCAGUUGGGUUUCCCAUAGGGACAUUUUUUUUUUUUUUUUUUUUUUUUUAAUCUUUUUAAACAAAACUGUGAUGGGCAAAGCGUGUUUUUAUGAAGCUACCCCUUUUACUGUCAUCCACCAUAACCACACUGGGUCAUGUCUGUGCCCCGCCCCUCUGAAACUGGUUCUGGUACUAUAAUAGCAUUUCCCCACAUGUCCAUGACACUGCUGGUUGUAGCUACCUGUGCCUUAACCUGUAGGCAACCUUGCCUGUUAUUCCAAAGGGUAAUCUGUAGCUAAGUGUUGCAUGAGAAGCUCUUAGCAUUUCUUCAGUAACUGAUGCAGUUAAUAUAAGUUACCUUUUUUUAUUUAUAGUGAUUUUACUUUUUUUUUUUUCCCCCCCCACCACCCCUUCCUUUCUCUCUUAAAGGCUUUACUAUAUCCUUUAGCACUCCAGCAGCUUCUGCAGCCAGUCUCCCAGCCACCUUUUGGCAGGGGUGGCAUUGGGAGUUGGGCAUUGGGUAGUUCUGCAGCAAUAACAGUGCCAAAGGUUGUUUUCUCUGCUAUAAAUUGCUGGCUAAUUCCUCCAUUUUAAUUCUUUUUUGACAAUAUAUAAAAUACAGCGUUUUUAAUCCUAUCUGAGGACAGUGUUAGGUACCACUGCUUAAUACAUUUCCCACCGUAUAUGCCUAACAUAUAUCAUGAGGAAGGGCAACGUGCUUAACCUCAACUUUCAGAACAGAUAAGGAGACUCAGGUAACAUACAUACUGCGGAGUGCAAAGUAGCCAUUAGGAUUCAUGAGAAAUUAGAUUUCCAAACCGCUUCAGCCUCUGACCCAGCAAUAUAAAUAGCACAACCUCUCAGAAUUUGUGUUCCCACGUCCUGUGGAUGCUGAACUCUAGAUAUCAGCAUUGCUUUUUCCUACAUCCUUUAAUAAGGGACAACCAGGAAUGAUGUGCGGGAAGUUAUUAAGCACAUUCAUUUAUGAAAUCAAAUUUUUAUUGACUACUGCUAAUGUAGGUCUCUUUUAGCGCUGCUGCAUCCCUUGGUCAGCGUUGUGGCUUCUAUAAAACAAGGAGUAUCAAAGGCUGCCUUUUUAACAGACUGCAAAUCUAUUUACAUUCAACAUAAGUACAUUGUUACACCUCUUUAGGGCCAUGACACACUUGGUGUUUGGACUUUAAACUCUCAUAACCAAAACACCUAGAACUUUUAGAUGUUGCAUGGAAUACACAGGUAUAAAGGCUUUAUAGGGGUGGCUCACCUUUUUUAAGUUAACUUUUAGUAUGUUAUAGAAUGUUUCAAUUGGUCUCCAUGUUUUUUUAGUUCAGACUCCUUGCAGUUAUUGCUCUGUGAGGCUACAGUUUUAUUGUUUAAUUUUUAUAACUUUUUUUUUUUUUAAAUUCAGGCCCUCUGUUAUUCAUAUAGUAGUCUCUCUUUGAAACAACUCCUUGCUUGCUAAGGUCAUUUAGACCCUAGCAACCAGAUAGCUGAGGAAAUUUUUAGCUGGAGAGCUGCAGUACAAAAAAAAGCAACAAUUAAAAAAUGAAGACCAAUUGAAAACUGUCUAAACACAUGCUAAACGUUAACUCAAAGGUGUACAACUCCUUUUAAGGUUAGAGAAUGCCAGUAGAGAGACUUAACUAGUUGCUAGUUACCUACUUGCCCCAUGCAUUGUAAAGGGCACUGCCAGGUUUAUUUGGCAUUGGUUUUCCAAUAUACUGCAGUGUUGUAAAUACCUGGGCCAUGGAUUUGCAGGCUCACUUUGCUAUGAUAUAAUUAUCCUUUUGCGUAGGGAAAUGCACAUAUUUGUGAGAGGAACUUCAACAUAGUAUUUUCUAUUACAUGUUCUAUGCCUUUAUGUACUGGCUUGUUUUUGCACGCCUUGUCUCCUGGAUUAUUUGUUUAUGGGUUUCAUUGGAUAAUUCCGGGUAUUGGCACACUAUGGGCUACCACUUUUAAUGCCAUGGUACUCAUAAAAAAGUAUUUAUAAAGCUGUGCAAUAUUGUUAUAAAGUUAUUAGCUUUGGGAAAAAAAGCUGCAUUAAAGUGCCAUUACUUUUCACCAUUUGCAGCCUAUAUUUGUCCCCUUGACAUUAAUAGGCUACACCAGGCCUUAAAUGGUGUAAAAUAAUGGCCUUGUUUUAUAUCUGUCUGGCAUGAUAAAAAUGAGUCUUUUAUAAAUGCCGAUGAUAUGUGAUGGAUGUCACUGAAUUCAUGCGAAACAGCUUUAUAAAUAUCCCUUUUACUACGUACCAGUAAAAUGGUUUAAUUCCCUUGGUGAUCACUGAAAAUGUUGCAUCGUGAUGUUUGUGUAUACCGGUUGUAGUACACGGAGUAUAAAGAGCUAACCCUGGCUAUUAGCUCAUGGCAACCAGUCAGAUAUUUGCUUUCACUGGUUUACUUGCAGCUGGCUGUACAAAGGCAAUCGCUGAUUGGUUGCCCUGGUGUACUGCUUGCCCAGGGUUGGCAAAUGAGUCUGUUGGCUCUAGUGUUAUCUAAGAUUGUGGUUUCUAUAGGUGUGAGCUAACUGACCGAAGUCAUGUGGGCCACAGAAAUUUUUUAGGCCCCCAGCCUUCCCAGGGGUGUAUGAUCUUCUUAUAGGUGUAUAAUAAUAAAUGCCUAGUACAGGGCCUAUGUUUCAGAGGACUGUCUACAAUAAUAGGAGGUGGUUACCAGCAGUUCUAGGCUUUUUGCCUAGAUCAGCAUCUAGUGUGCCAUGGCCCUUCAUAACAAACAGGUCCCACACACACUACUUAUUGUUUACACUGAAUUUUUUGUGAUCUACUUUAACGAUUACACAAUCUUGUGCUCAUGUAAAGCUAAAUGACCUUGUGAGAUACACUGUGAAGUGCUGAAUUCUAGCUUCUACCCCACGGCAACCAAAGGGUUUCACUUCGUACCAUUGGGGUUUAGAUAGCUGACUUUUUCUACUGUGAAAAGAUGUUUGUAUAUAUUUAUAGAUCAACUGUAAAAGUUGUGGUUUUGUUAAAAAAAGAAAAAAAAAAAACCUGUAUACAAGACUUAGUAUUUCUUUGUCAUUUGUUUUCCCCCUAAGCUAUUCAUCUUCUGUUGAGGUUCACCUUAAAACAAGGUUCUGGGUGGGGGGAGAAACAUUAAAAAUAUUAAAUUAUGCUGAAAGGAGCUAAUGCUGAUUUUUCAGUGUUAUUUAAUACUUUAAAUCACCUUUUUUACCGUCUAAACACAAUAUUAUGCCCAACUCAUGAUGGGCUUUAUGACCCUCUAAAAUAGAGCAUCAAAGUGGUGCUAGGCCUUUGGCUGUCUCAGUGCUAACAGUUCAUUCUUCCCGUUCUGCUGGGAGGCCCUAAGAGAACACUUACUGCGUCCCUAUGAGUUUGUGCUGUAAUCUCGCUCUCCUGCGACAUGUUGCAAUGUGUUACCCAUUGAAAAAGAAAUGACUAUAAUGAUCACAACAAUGUUUGAGAUUGAAUGUUAAUUGAAAAAUGUAACACUUUCUAUGUACACUGGCUAAAAGUUAAUGCUAUACUACUGUAACUAAGUGUAAUAUUUCUGUAUGAAUGUUGCUUGUUAGUGUGGGUUGGAGUAGGUAUGUAUGAAUGGACCCACUGCCAGAACUGGCUGCGCCCUUCACCAACCUCCUGAAAAAGACAAAUGAAGCCUUAAGUAUUUGCCUCUUCUAAUGUUUCUGUUUUGCUGACCUGCUAUUUUCAGUUUAAUCUGCCCCCCCCCCGACAAGCUACACACACAAACACAAAUGCUAUUGCUGAAUAUCAAGGGGUUGCCUUUUAGGUUGUGGAAUAAAGCAACACUACUGGAUAUGAUAUGUUUGCACCUAAAUCUCAUUACCUUGAACAGGGAAAGUAUUGCUCUCUUCUCUGCUCCUUAAUCCAUUCCAUACAUAAAAAUCAGGUUGUUGCUGCUCCAGUCUUACCUGUAUUUAUUAAACAUUUCAUUGUCACCAAAUUGCUGCUAAAAGGCACUUCUUUCAUGCACCAACUGCUCUGCACCUCAACACUGAUUUCUCGGUAGGGAUGCACCAAAUCCGGCAACUGGCCAAACCCCAUCUGAACCCUUGAAGUCAUUUGACUUUAAACACUCUGAAUAAUAGAUUGCAACCAUUUGUAUUUCUUAUUUUGCUUGUGCAAAUUUUAGAGUUUGGUUUUCCACCAAAUCUCUUGUGGAGGAUUUGCCUGAAUUCAAAAUUUCUGGUUUUAGUGCAUCCCUACUUACAGGACCAAAAAAGCUUAGAUGGAUUAAAAUUUAGAUUAGAUGGAGAAAAUGUAAUUGCAAAAAAUAUUUGAAAUAUCUGCUGUUGCUUUACUCCAUGCAGUGUUUCUUUAUAUUUAUGUUCUCUCUUGGUAAUUCGAGCUAGAAUUCAUAGCUUCUUAUGUACAAGUGUUCAGAUCUCUAUCGUGAGUGAUUUUAGAGGUUAAUGAAAAAGUAGAGGCAUAGGAUCUGUUAUCCAGAAAGCUUGGCAUCUGGGGAUUCCCUGAUAAAGGAUCUGGUAAUAGCUAUACACAGGCAAAUAAAAGCUGCUGAUGGUCUGAGUUGGUGGCUUAUUGGUCCGUGUUUGGGGCCCGCAGGUGGGCCUGCUUGCUCAUCUAGAUUUCUAUUGGGCGGCAUUAAAAAUCCUGUUGGAACAAGGAACACAUCAGCCCGUUCAUGUGGUCUUAGUCCCAACAGCCCCUAUCCCAGCAAUGUGAUCCAUUUGCUUGACCCAGUCCAACAUCACCCACCCCAAGGAGGGCAUAUUGGGAAAGAUCCACCCAUGGCCACCUUUAGUCUGCUAAGAACCAUUUAAACAUGAAUUAAACCCAACAGAAUUGUUUUGCCACCAAUAUGGAUUCAUGCAGCUUUCUUGCCAUUGAGUACAAAACAUUUACUUUUGCUCUGUAAUAGUAACACACACACACACACAAAAAAAUAAUUAGUUUAAACUGCAAUCUGUGGGAGAUAGCCUUCCUGUAAUUCAGAGCUUUCUGGAUAAUGGGUUUCCAGAUAAGGUAUCCUAUUACUUGUAGUUAUUUUUUUUUUUCCACCACUUAGUCCAUACCAUCCAUAUUUAUAAUUCCAAAGUUUUGCACAAUUUGCGGGGAGGAUGUUAUUUUAAACUGAAAAAAGGCUGGUCCACAAAACUUGUGUUUUUUUUUUACAGCAUGUGUAGACAGCUCAAAACAAUAAUGAUAAAGCAAAAUUAUGAGAAUUUUUUUUUUUUUAUAGAUAAGAGUUUGAAUGGCAGUCCUGGUGGUUAAAAACUAAAUGAAAAAAAAAAAAAUAGUUGGGGGAAACUUAGAGUAUUUUUGGGGGUUAUUUUCAGGUGUUUGGAUCUGGAAGAUGAAAUUUUAUUUUGUUCUUUUUGAAGAUUAGCCGUUUUUAAUUUGAUUUCAGAUUCCAGUAUUGCAGAAAGCAAUAUGGGCUUCUUAUUUAAUAAAUAGCAUAUUGGAAGAUGUUCUGAAUCCUCUCCUGUGAGUGAAGGCUGCCGUUGCUGCUUCCUCCUUGUCUAAUGGUAGAACAUCUAUAAUAGCACAGUAGGAAACUGUGAGCUAAACUUGUGCUGGCUGGUGUUGCCUUAUAUUUAAAAGAAACACAAAUGUACACAUGCCUAUGUUCUGCCAAAUAACAGCAAAAUGAAGUUCUAAUUUAUUAUUUCUAACUCUUCUGUGUCAUAACUAGUCACUGUUUCCAGAGCUGGAAAAUAGAAGUGAAACUGAGGCUUUUCAUGUCAUGCAAUAUUUCCUGAACAUGUUACCUCCUUGAAGCCAAGGUUUCUUCCCUCCUCCAUUCCAUCCCUUGCCUGGACCCUGACUUUUAAAGUGAUAAUCCUGCUCUGUUGGAUCCUGUAAGCUGUAAUUUACCAUCCAAAUAUGAUCCGCCUUCUAAUAAAACCUUGGGAUCCUCGCCGCCUGUCUUCAUGACAUGAUGCUGAGGUGAACCUAUUA
Xenopus tropicalis (tropical clawed frog) is the source of this 9938-nucleotide messenger RNA. RefSeq names its product family with sequence similarity 222 member B (gene fam222b). The coding region runs from base 179 to 2107 and encodes 642 amino acids. NCBI's taxonomy places the organism in Eukaryota, Metazoa, Chordata, Amphibia, Anura, Pipidae. The transcript is spliced from 3 exons. The record is from RefSeq and is a predicted model, not a curated record.